AUGCACACAAUAGGUUUGCCUCGAACAUGCUUAGGUUUUACGAACAUAUUGUUCUUUAUGUUCGGCGUUGUUAGUUGUGGUGCAUGUAUUUGGUGCGUAAUAAACACUGAUUUCUUUCGAGAAGUAAACUACACAGUAACGAAAAGUUCACUAGUGUCGUCUAUAGCAAAUUUCGUGAAUCUUAAGCUAUGGCACACCCCCUUGACGUCACUUCUCAUACCGUUGGCAAUACUAACCAUGCUGACCUCAUGCUGUGGAAUUCUUGGUGCUGGAUGUAAAAUGAAAUGUGCAAUUAAAUCUUACAUUUUUCUCGUUACUGCGAUAUCCUCAACUGUUUUCUGGCUGUUCUUCGUAUCUUGCAUCUAUAACAUUUAUAUGAAUAAUGAAAAAACUAGGAAAUUUAUGCAGGCAACGAUUAUUACCAAUUACGGUAAAGAGAAUGACCUUAUAACCCAAACUUGGGACUAUAUAAUGAUCAACUAUGAAUGUUGUGGCGCAGUCGACUACACAGAUUUCAUAGAUACCAAAUGGCACAAAGCUAAUUUGGAUAAACUGUACCCUGUUCAAUGUUGCAAGUUGGUUAAUAAGACAAGUUUAGUGCCUAUAUCUUCAGACUGUCCUAGAUCUCAUAGUCCAACUGUCGAGACCAAUAAAAAUAAUAGCUGCUUCAAAGCUUUGCAAACUUCUAUCUCUGCAAAUAAAGGGAAGAUAUUGUUUUACAUAAUACUUAUAGCCAUUAUUUAUACGAUUUUGGUUCUCUUUGCUUACUGUAUAAUAAGAGGAAAACCUUUGAUUGGAGCUGUGACAAAGAACUUUAGUAGUUACUUGCCGAAACGUCAAGAACUGCCAAAUCGUGGCGUCCCUUCUAAUUCGUCUUUGGAUAACAUGUUAUUUGUUGAAGAUCCUCCAAAGAAAGUCGUGAAAGUGGUCUCUGCUAUUAAUCCUCUCCAGACGUAUAAAUUUACGCCGAAUGACUAUUCUGCCAGGCAUACAAUGUAUACGCAUAGCAUUAGAUCUGAAGUAAAAUAAAAAUACUUGAAUUCCAA
This is a messenger RNA of Melitaea cinxia (Glanville fritillary), 1046 nucleotides long. Its product is annotated as tetraspanin-1-like. Gene Ontology annotation, cellular component: membrane. Lineage: Eukaryota; Metazoa; Arthropoda; Insecta; Lepidoptera; Nymphalidae. The transcript has a single exon. The record is from RefSeq and is a predicted model, not a curated record. The coding region runs from base 1 to 1029 and encodes 342 amino acids.